Molecule: messenger RNA, 1288 nt
Organism: Paramecium sonneborni
Lineage: Eukaryota; Ciliophora; Oligohymenophorea; Peniculida; Parameciidae
Source: the annotation of a GenBank genome assembly
AAAUGGAAUAUGAACUAAUAUGGUACUAUGUUGAUACAAGCGAAUAAGAAACAGAAAAAUAAACUAAAGGUCCUAUAUCUAUAAGAGAUAUAGAUGUUAUGUUAAGAACCAGCAUUAUUACUUCGCGUAAUUAGUGAUCAUAACAUUUAGAUACUUAUGUUUAUAAGGAAGGAUUUACAGAUUGGAAACCAAUAUUUUUGGUUGAAGAGUUAAAAGGUUUUUUGGAUGAGUAAGAACAUGAAAUGGUUUAAAUAACUUGUGGAAAAGAUAUAAAAUCUGAAGAAUAAUAAGCACAGCAGAUAUAAUAAUAAUAGGAUGAAAAAGAUGGAGAGGAAGUGGAUGAAUAAUCUGAAGAAAAUGAAUCAUUUUAAUAAUUGAAUGAUGAAUAGAGGAUGGAAAUAUUAAAGAAGAAAAUAGAAAAGAAUAGAAAGAAAUCACAAAAAGAAAAAGAAAAAAAAAAGAAUUAAUGGUACACUCCAAAAAUAAAUACAAAUGUAUAUGUUGAAGGAUUACCAUAAGAUAUAACUUUGGAAGAAAUGAAAACAUUUUUUAGCAAAGCAGGAAUAAUUAGAAUCAAUCCAGAAACUUUACAACCUACAAUUAAAAUUUAUAGAGAUUAAAAUGGGAAUUGUAAAGGUGAUGGAUUAAUAUCAUAUAAAAUGGUUGAAAGUGUAUAAACAGCAAAAGAAAUGUUGGAUGGACUUCAUAUUAGACCAGAUGUUAUAGUUAAAGUGACUGAAGCAGUUUUUGAAUAGAAGGGAUAAUAUCGUAAAAGAGAAAAUAGAAAAAUUGAUAAAUUAUAAAAGGUUUUGGCAAGAUAAAAAGAGAUGACAUAAAUGGCUGAGGAAGGAUAAGAAGAUGAUGGUAAAGGAUUAAAAAUUUUAAUAAUUAAAAAUUUAUUUAGUCCAUCAUAAGCAUAAAAAUUAGAGUUUAUGAAUUAAAUAUAUGGUGAUUUAUUGUUAAAAAUAGAAGCUUUGUAAAUUUAUGUCCAAAAAUUAGAGUUUUUCAAAGAUCAUCCAUAAGGUAAUUAUAUUUUUAUAAAUAAAGGUGUUGCAAAAGUUAAAUUUCAUUCUGCAUAUGAUGCUGAGAUUUGUUUCACUAAUUUAAAUGGUGUUGAAUUCAAUAAUAGAAAAUUAUUUAUUUAAUAUUGGGAUGGUAAAGAAAAUUUUAAAUCAAAUAUUGAAAGUAAAGAAGUUGAAGAAUAAAGACUAGAACAAUUUGGAUAAUGGUUAGAGGAAUAAGAUGAUAGUGAUUCAGAUGAUGAAAAGAAACAUAAAAAUAAAUGAGU